AUGGCAAAAUUUACCGAUUUAAUAAAAAUAAUCACAUCGGUAUUACUGAUAAUCUUAGUUCAUCUAUCGACGGGAAUGAGUGCUGAUGAUCGAUGUGAUAACAAUAUAUUUGUUUUGAUUUCUUCUAAAACUGUUUUUAUAUUAAAUUUCGAUGUUCAAGGCGAUUAUUCACCGAGUAUUAUCUAUCAAGCAAAAUCCAAUACAACUAUUGAAAAUGGAUUUUUCAAUAAACGAACCAAUAAGAUUAUUUUAUUGACUAAUCAAUUAAAUCAAACUUACUCGAUAAUAAUACUAAAUGUUAAUGAUGAUAUUUAUAAAUCUUGGAUAGAAAAAUCUACUAGAAUUACAUAUUUCACGUAUGCUUCUUUAGCUCAGGGUCAACGUUAUCUCUAUGUAUUGAACAAUCCAACGUUAUUGUUACAAAUAUUUGCUUUACCAUUCACAUCAACAUCAUACAAAGAAAAUUAUUUAACAAAUUUACCAAAAAAUCAAACUCUAUUAAACUAUAUUGUUGAUGAAAAAUUUUAUUCGCUAUGGAUUUUAUUUAAAAAUAUUCAAUCUCAAUUAUACGUGUGUGAUUUACGCACGUAUGAUUGUCAUUUGUAUAUGAAUAUAAAUAACUUAAAUGAACGUGCGCAUUUAUCUAUCAAUUGGAAAUAUCAACAAUUUUAUAUUUAUUCAAAAGAAAAUUUACUCAUCUUUGAAUAUAAUCAAAAUCAAACUGGCUAUUCAAUUAACUAUUUAGAUUUUCCCAAAGAAAAUCAAGAUAAAUUUUUAACAGUCUGUGCAAAGACUAAUAAUAUUGAAUAUCUAUCAAUUAAUUACGAUAAUAAACAACAAGCAUGCUAUCGUACAUGCCAAUAUUUACCAUCGGUAUUCGAUGAUAAAAGUCGCAUUCAUACAGUAGAACGACUUUCAGCAAUAUCCGAUGUUCUCUAUUGUUCAAAGAAACGUCGUAUUAGUAAAAUUGUCGUACUUAUUCUAAUUUUAGCAGAUAUUUUAGUUAUAUUAGCAGUUAUUGCUUGGUUAGCAUAUAAAUAUUUUUAUUAUACAACAUUAAAUGAACAGAAACAUGAAAUGAGUGAUGGAACGAUUUCGACAAGUGAAAACACUUGCGUUACACAUUUUUGA
Messenger RNA from Rotaria socialis, 1131 nucleotides. The record is from the annotation of a GenBank genome assembly. Lineage: Eukaryota; Metazoa; Rotifera; Eurotatoria; Philodinida; Philodinidae.